Molecule: messenger RNA, 546 nt
Organism: Penicillium antarcticum
Lineage: Eukaryota; Fungi; Ascomycota; Eurotiomycetes; Eurotiales; Aspergillaceae
Product: Acyl-CoA dehydrogenase/oxidase
Exons: 3
Coding region: 1-546 (181 amino acids)
Molecular function (GO): oxidoreductase activity, acting on the CH-CH group of donors
Source: RefSeq, a predicted model, not a curated record
AUGUCUGUUCCCUAUAAGUACCCGUUAUCACGCACUACUGCCCAAUUUAGAAAGCACAUUACAAGAGCAGCUCUUGCUGUCGCAACAUCCAUGUCCUCGCUGGGACAGACUGGUACGAUCAACAUUGUUCAAGCCUGCCUCCGUUCUUUCACCAUGCAAGAGUCAACGCCAUUGACUUAUCAGAGGUCCAAGGCUUUCUGUAAUGCAUAUGGUACACCGCCCUGUUUUUGGAAGAUGCACCGGGAGGCCUUGGUAGCACUGGAUGGUGGGGCGUUCACCCUUUUUGUCAUUCAGUGUAAUCCUUUUGCCAGCACGUUGGCCCCAUUUGCAAUGAAGCGGCCAGAACUUCAGCCAGUUCUGCAGGCCGCCUUGGGCUUCAAUGUCUCAGCACAAUUUGUGUUGACUGAAGUUAACCAUGGCUUGGAUGCUCGCAGCGUACAAACCACUGCAAUAUUGUGUGAAAUGGAGAGUUUAAUCUCUAUACUCCUACCUCAAACGAUGCAAAGUAAGAUGUGGAAAUCCAAUACUAGUUUGAAUCAUGACUGA